Molecule: messenger RNA, 246 nt
Organism: Diaporthe amygdali
Lineage: Eukaryota; Fungi; Ascomycota; Sordariomycetes; Diaporthales; Diaporthaceae
Exons: 3
Coding region: 1-246 (81 amino acids)
Source: RefSeq, a predicted model, not a curated record
AUGGCUCCCAAGCACACUUGUGUUCGGGAGGUCGUCCCAGAUGAGAGUCGAAGAUGCUAUCCGCCUAGCCAUGACCAUCUUGUCUCGGUAGACGCACGAAGAGAUGCUCCUAUCAGCUCCAAGGAAGCACUGAGACUUUUUGAGGUUGAGCUGGCGAAAUUGAAACAACUGGGUAAAACAGAACAGAUCACGAAUAGCAUCACACAAUCCGGACAAGCGCAAGGCCAAGGGAAUAAUCAUGCCUAG